GACUCAAUGGACAUGAGUUUGAGUAAACUCCAGGAGUUUGUGAUGGACGGGGAGGCCUGGCGUGCUGCGAUUCACGAGGUCGCAAAGAGUCGGACACGACUGAGUGACUGAACUGACUGACUCAAGCAUAAGUCCUCCACAAAGAUGUUUGAUUUAAAGGCUUGGGCUGAGUGUGUUGUGGAGUGGGCUGCACAGGACCCAUACGGCUUCCUUACAACAGUUAUUUUGGCUCUGACUCCAUUGUUUCUAGCAAGUGCUGUGCAGUCUCGGAAAUUGGCCAAGAUGAUUGAGCCCAGGGAAAAGGAGCAAAAGAAACAAAAACGUCAAGAAAACAUUGCAAAAGCUAAACGACUAAAAAAGGAUUAAAGGAAUGU
Cervus elaphus (red deer) is the source of this 374-nucleotide messenger RNA. Its product is annotated as small integral membrane protein 15-like. Bases 145 to 366 code for a protein of 73 amino acids. The transcript has a single exon. Lineage: Eukaryota; Metazoa; Chordata; Mammalia; Artiodactyla; Cervidae. The record is from RefSeq and is a predicted model, not a curated record.